Coffea eugenioides is the source of this 501-nucleotide messenger RNA. Its product is annotated as major allergen Pru ar 1-like. NCBI's taxonomy places the organism in Eukaryota, Viridiplantae, Streptophyta, Magnoliopsida, Gentianales, Rubiaceae. Gene Ontology annotation, biological process: defense response; abscisic acid-activated signaling pathway. The record is from RefSeq and is a predicted model, not a curated record. The coding region runs from base 1 to 501 and encodes 166 amino acids. Gene Ontology annotation, molecular function: abscisic acid binding; signaling receptor activity; protein phosphatase inhibitor activity. The transcript is spliced from 2 exons. Gene Ontology annotation, cellular component: nucleus; cytoplasm.
AUGGCACCUAUCACUUGUGAUUAUGAGGUCACCUCCUCUGUCCCUCCUGCAAGGUUGUUCAAGGCCUUCAUCCUUGAUGACAACCUCAUUCCCAAGGUCUUUCCACAGGCCAUCAAGAGUGUCGAGAUCAUUGAAGGAGAUGGAGGCGUUGGAACCAUUAAAUUGAUUACUUUUGGUGAAGGUUGCCAUAUUAAGAGUGCUAAGCACAGAGUCGAUGGACUUGAUAAGAACAACUUCACCUACACCUAUACUGUAACUGAAAGCGAUGCCUUCAGUGCUGAGCUUGAGAAGAUCACCUGCGUUAUCAAAAUCGAAGCCUCCGCUGAUGGAGGGUCUAUCUGCAAAACCAGCAGCACAUACCACAUCAAGGAUAGCGUCCAGGUUACAGAAGAACAAGCUGAGGCAGGAAAAGAGAAAAUUAAGUCAGCAAAAGAGAGGGCCUUGGCCAUGUUCAAGGCUGUCGAGACCUACCUCCAGGCAAAUCCUGAUGCCUACAACUGA